Phycodurus eques (leafy seadragon) is the source of this 2589-nucleotide messenger RNA. Its product is annotated as P2X purinoceptor 4-like. The record is from RefSeq and is a predicted model, not a curated record. NCBI's taxonomy places the organism in Eukaryota, Metazoa, Chordata, Actinopteri, Syngnathiformes, Syngnathidae. Gene Ontology annotation, molecular function: purinergic nucleotide receptor activity; extracellularly ATP-gated monoatomic cation channel activity. Gene Ontology annotation, cellular component: plasma membrane; nuclear inner membrane. Gene Ontology annotation, biological process: response to ATP; monoatomic cation transmembrane transport.
ACAGCUGCAGCUUGUCAAUCAACGGAGGUCAGGUGACCUGACUCACGCCACAACAACGCCGCAGACCGGAAAAACGCUGGCGACCUUCUGGUUCUGGUUCUGGUCGAACAAGGAUGGGGGUCAGCGGCAAUGUGGUUGCGCUGUGCAGCUACGAGACGACCAAGCUGGUCCGCAUCCAUAGCGUCCGGCUGGGCUCGCUCAAGUGGACCCUGAAUGCAACGGUGCUGCUAUUCAUAUGCGUGUUGAUGUUGUGGAACCGGAAGUACCAACAGUUUGAUCAGGUAGUCAGUUCCGUGACCGCCAAGGUGAAGGGCGUGGCCCGCAUGCAGCUGCCCGGCGAGGAAGCCGUCAUCUGGGAUGAGGCGGACUACAGCGGACCCUCACAGGACAAGAACUCUUUCUUUGUGGUCACCAACGUCAUCGUGACCAAGAACCAGAAGCAAGGACGAUGCCCUGAGACUCCCUCUAGUGGCCGUCGAUGUCGGCAUCACAACGACUGCAAGCGAGGCGCCUGGGAGCCGCACAGCCACGGGAUACAGACGGGGUCAUGUGUGAAAUUUGACGCGUUGGCCAGAACGUGUGAGGUGGCAGCCUGGUGUCCCGUCGAAGCCAAGCACAAACCGCCAAGGUUCACGCCUGCUUUGCUGGCGUCCGCUGAGAAGUUUACUGUGCUCAUCAAGAACAACAUCCAUUUUCCCGCCUUCAACUUCAUAAGGAGGAACAUCUUACCCGAGAUGACCGAGUCCUACCUGACCAGAUGUCAACGUGGUAACGAUUCUCUGUGUCCAGUCUUCACGCUGGGAGAUGUCGUCCACCAGGCUGGGGGGAACUUCUCAACCAUGGCUGUGGAGGGGGGCGUGAUAGGCAUCCAAAUCAAGUGGGACUGCAACCUGGACCAUCUGACCAGACGCUGCCUCCCCGCCUACUCCUUCAGACGCUUGGACCAGAAGGAGAGCAACAAGACCCUCUCCCCUGGAUUCAACUUUAGGUUUGCCAAGUACAAGACAGUGGAGGAGAGGACUCUCUACAAAGCUUUCGGCAUCCGCUUUGACAUCAUGGUCUUUGGACAGGCUGGAAAGUUCAGCUUUAUUCAGCUCGUCGUCUACAUCGGAUCAACAUUGUCCUACUACGCUCUGACGACCGUUCUAAUGGACUGGCUGAUCGGUACUACCUGCUAUGCGGCCGAGGAGGGCCAGAACUACUCUGAGAGGAAAGUGGAGUCCAUCCCGGACAAAAAAGAGUGCAUCCUGUGUGUGUCAUACGUGGACGAGGAAAACAUCCGUCUGGUUAAGAUGUCUCGCAAGAAACGCUUACAGGAUGUCAAAACCAUUUGCGUUCAGACACGAAAGGAGGAUAUAGGACACAUGAUGGCCACGCUCUGUCUCCUUCCUGACCCUCAGCCCUCCCCCACCAAACCCCAGCGCCGUCCUCCAAGUUGGUGCAAAUGUGGCGGCUGCAGUGGCUCGCCCCUCCCACAGGAGGAGCUGUGCUGCCGGCGCAGCGACGAGGGCGCCUGCGUGGCCACAUCGGCGCUCUUCGACAAGCUCUCACUGCAACGCCCACUCCUGGAGGCGCUGCUCGUUUACCAGGAACCCCUCGCUCAAACGCCACCCAGUGCAGCUGCCUUACGUCGCUGCGCCUACCGCCAGUACAUUGUCUGGAGGUUGGGCGUCCCGCCGGCCGACGCCCGCCCCGCCAUUCCCCGCUGCUGCGUGAUGAGGAUCAGGGAGGCAUUCCCCAGUCCGGACGGACGAUACGGCGGAUUUGCGCUGGCUAACGAAGCGGAGAUGUGACCGAGGAAAACAUUCUGUCAACAGAGCUUUAUUACAGCAGCCAAACGGCACAUUUAUAUGGAUCGUGUUAAUAUUUUGUAUGUUUGUAACAAUACUCCAGAUGUCAACAUGGGACAAACAUUUUGAUUUGAAACUGUAAUUGAUCAGCUUCCCCAGAUAUAAUAGAAGCAUAAAGGUUAAACAAAACUAAUCAAAAUCAAUCAAAAAGUUACUGUCUUGUCCAUAUUGUUUUGGCUUUUUCCAUACCAUCAAGGGAGGUGGAGUCAGAAGAGAUCCCAAGGGCUCAGGUGGACAAGGAUGGGCGUGGACAACCUCUGUGGUGGGUAGCAGGCUGCCAUCCACGUACAUGCCACCUGUGGGGACACAAUGGUGUCAUCUAGUACCGGAGUGUGCCAUCCUGGCAUAUCAUGCUACAUGCUGGUGUAUCGUGGAACGCUAUUUUCUAUCAAGGUGUUACCACAGCGACCAAUCUCGCUUGAACGACAUAGUAGGACUCGAUUAAAUGGACAAAAUCUUUUUAUUUACAGUAUUUAAGUCAGAAUAGCUUGUCAAACCAGGACAGUGUUAAAUGUGGAAAAAAAAAACAACAACUGAUGACUGUCAUUAUGUGCUGCUGAUGCUAUGCCCUUCGUACUCUGCUACUUCAGCUUAAUAUGAAUCAAUCAAAUAAUGUGAUGAAAUGAGAAACACAAAAAAAGGAUACGGAUGAUUGGGAAUAUGUAUGUGUUUUAACGUACCAUAGUUUGGGAGGGUGCCUCUGAAGCCAAAUGGAGUGCCAAAACCUGUAAGACAAUGA